Messenger RNA from Synchytrium microbalum, 348 nucleotides. RefSeq lists its product as uncharacterized. The record is from RefSeq and is a predicted model, not a curated record. Gene Ontology annotation, cellular component: U5 snRNP; U4/U6 x U5 tri-snRNP complex; spliceosomal complex. Gene Ontology annotation, biological process: mRNA splicing, via spliceosome. The transcript has 2 exons. Lineage: Eukaryota; Fungi; Chytridiomycota; Chytridiomycetes; Synchytriales; Synchytriaceae. Bases 1 to 348 code for a protein of 115 amino acids.
AUGAGAUUCGGUCAUGACUGGGACCCAACAUGCAUGAAAAUGGACGAACUCCUCUACAAGGUCGCCGAAAAGGUCAAAAACUAUGCAAUCAUCUACCUAAUCGACAUUACCGAAGUCCCUGAUUUCAACAAGAUGUAUGAAUUAUACGAUCCAUGCACUGUCAUGUUCUUCUAUCGAAACAAGCACAUCAUGAUUGAUCUGGGAACCGGAAACAAUAACAAGAUUAACUGGGCAUUGGAAAACACACAGGAAAUGCUGGAUAUUGUCGAGGUCGUGUUUAGAGGGGCCAGGAAGGGGCUGGGGUUGGUUGUUAGUCCAAAGGAUUAUUCGACAAAGUACAAGUACUGA